CCCCGCCAGGCCGGGGCGGCCGGGGGCGGUCCCGGACUCCCUUCCGUCCCGCCUCCAGGUCCCGGGACCCGGCUGGCCGACGUGGCGUUGGCGGCGCUGCGAGCGGGCGGGCAGUGCAGGAGGGGGCGGGCCGGAAAGUUUGUCCCGCGGCGGCGGCGGCGUUGGGGACUCCGGCCCGGGGGAUGCGCGCCCGGCCCUCCAGCGCCCCCAGCACGCCGCGGAGUACCGCUCGCCAUGGGCCGCCCCCCACCUGUCCUGACCUUGUGUGCCUCUGUGUCUUUGCUGGGUGGCCUGACCUUUGGUUAUGAACUGGCAGUCAUAUCAGGUGCCCUGCUGCCACUGCAGCUUGACUUUGGGCUAAGCUGCUUGGAGCAGGAGCUCCUGGUCGGCAGCCUGCUCCUGGGGGCUCUCCUUGCCUCCCUGGUCGGGGGCUUCCUCAUUGACUGCUAUGGCAGGAAACAAGCCAUCCUUGGGAGCAACUUGGUGCUGCUGGCAGGCAGCCUGAGCCUGGGCCUGGCUGGUUCCCUGGCCUGGCUGGUCCUGGGCCGCUCUGUGGUUGGCUUCGCCAUCUCCCUCUCCUCCAUGGCCUGCUGUAUCUACGUGUCAGAGCUGGUGGGGCCACGGCAGCGGGGAGUGCUGGUGUCCCUCUAUGAGGCAGGCAUCACCGUGGGCAUCCUGCUCUCCUAUGCCCUCAACUAUGCACUGGCUGGUGUCCCCUGGGGAUGGAGGCACAUGUUCGGCUGGGCCACUGCACCUGCUGUCCUGCAGUCCCUCAGCCUCCUUUUCCUCCCGGCUGAUGCAGAUGAGACUGCAGCACACAAGGACCUCAUCCCACUCCAGGGAGGUGAGACCCCCAGGCUGGGCCUGGGAAGGCCACGGUACUCCUUUUUGGACCUCUUCGGGACAAGGGAUAACAUGCGAGGCCGGACCACAGUGGGCCUGGGGCUGGUGCUCUUCCAGCAACUAACAGGGCAGCCCAAUGUGCUGUCCUAUGCCUCCACCAUCUUCCUGUCCGUUGGCUUCCAUGGGGGAUCUUCAGCCGUGCUGGCCUCCGUGGGGCUUGGUGCAGUGAAGGUGGCAGCUACCCUGAUCGCCAUGGGGCUGGUGGACCGCGCAGGCCGCAGGGCUCUGUUGCUAGCUGGCUGUGCCUUCAUGGCCCUGUCGGUCAGCGGUAUAGGCCUCGUCAGCUUUGCCGUGCCCAUGGACUCAGGCCCAAGCUGCCUGGCUGUGCCCAAUGCCACUGGGCAGACAAGCUUCCCUGGAGACCGUCAUCUGCUGCAAGGCUCCUCUCUUCCUCCCAUGCCAAAAACCAAUGAAGACCAAAGGGAGCCAAUCUUGUUCGCUGCUAAGAAAACCAAGCCCCAUCCCAGAUCUGGAGCAACCCCUCCUCAGCCGGCCCUGAGCUCUGCCUUCCCUGGGCCUCCUCUGCCCGCCCCAGGGCAUGCACUGCUGUGCUGGACUGCACUGCUCUGCCUGAUGGUCUUUGUCAGUGCCUUCUCCUUUGGGUUUGGGCCAGUGACCUGGCUUGUCCUCAGCGAGAUCUACCCUGUGGAGAUACGAGGAAGAGCCUUUGCCUUCUGUAACAGCUUCAACUGGGCGGCCAACCUCUUGAUCAGCCUGUCCUUCCUCGAUCUCAUUGGCACCAUCGGCUUGUCCUGGACCUUUCUGCUCUACGGACUGACCGCUGUCCUCGGCCUGGGCUUCAUCUAUGUAUUUGUUCCUGAAACAAAGGGCCAGUCGUUGGCAGAGAUAGACCAGCAGUUCCAAAAGAGACGGUUUGCCCUGAGCUUUGGCCACAGGCAGAACUCCACUGGCAUCCAGUACAGCCGCAUCGAGGUCUCUGCGGCCUCCUGAGGAAUCCUUCUUCCUGGAAAUUCUGGAACCAUGGCUUUGGCGACCAUCUCCAGCGUCCUGCUUCCUAGCCCCCAGAGCACAAGUUCCACCUUGUCAUUUGGGAGUGCCCCGUACCCCAAAGGAGGUCUUUUUUUUUGCUGGGGCAAAAAGGAUUAAAGUCUGAGAAUGCCCAACUUUUCAUUUUGAGUCUCAGGCCCUGAGGGUUUCUGAAGAUCUAGCUUUGUGCCUCAGUUUCCCCAUUGACUUGCACAUAUCUGCAGUAUUUAUAAUAAGAAUAUUUUAUGGAGUCUUUGUUGCACCAUGGACUUUCUCAAAGAAUCUCAAGGGUACCAAUCCUGGCGGGAAGUCUCUCCUGAUAUCACCUCUAAAUCCAAAUGAGGCUAUCAUCUUCUCUAAUCUCUUUUUUCAACUGGCUGGGACAUUUUGGGGUGGGGGAAGUCUCUUUUUUGACUCUUCAUUUUUUCUUGAGACAGAGUCUCACUGUGUUGCCCAGGCUGGAGUACACUGGCAGGAUCUUGGCUCACUGCAAUCUCUGCCUCCUGGGUUCAAGCAGUUCUUGUGCCUCAGCCUCCCAAGCAGCUAGGACUACAGGCGCAUGCCACCAUGCCUGGCUAACUUUUUGUAUUUUUAGUAGAAAUGGGGUUUUGCCGUGUUGGCCAGGCUAGUCUCAAAAUCCUGGCCUCAAGUGAUUCACCUGCCUCAGCCUCCCAAAGUGCUGGGAUUACAGGCCUUUUGACUCUUUUAUCUGAGUUUUAUUCAGCUACUCUAAUUCUCUUACCCAGAAUAUUUAUCCUUUGCCAGCAACUCUGUCUGGUUGAUGGGAGGCCUCAGCUCUAGUCCUUGGUCAGCUGGUGUCAUUGCUGUAUGAAUGACCACGGGCCUCAGUUCGCCCUCAUGUACAAUGGGAAUUUUGGACCAGGUCGUUCUUAAGAUUUAUUUCCACUCCAGUGAACUGGAAUUCUGAAUGCUGGUCUAGGAGCUGGUCUCCAGGAUGGUGCAGCAUGGCUUUGCGGAAAGGAGACUGGUUUGGAGGCCAACAAACCUGCUUGACAAUAUUGCCUUUGCCGCUCAGCAGACCUUGAACUUGGCAAAAUAAUAACUCCCUCAACCCUAAGUUUCCUCAUCUGCAGAAUGGGGACAAUUAUGUCCCAGGGGUAUAUUUAGACCCUAUUUCCCUUCAGG
Molecule: messenger RNA, 3036 nt
Organism: Cebus imitator (Panamanian white-faced capuchin)
Lineage: Eukaryota; Metazoa; Chordata; Mammalia; Primates; Cebidae
Gene: SLC2A10
Product: solute carrier family 2 member 10
Exons: 5
Coding region: 235-1854 (539 amino acids)
Biological process (GO): transmembrane transport
Cellular component (GO): membrane
Molecular function (GO): transmembrane transporter activity
Source: RefSeq, a predicted model, not a curated record